CCCUUCUUGGAGAGAGAGAGAAGCAGGCACUGCUGCUGCCGGGCAGCGGACCACAAACCUCCCUGCCCUGUCCUGGGGCUCACAGAGGGAAUGAGAGGCGGCCUUGAAGCAGCUGUACCAGCCAGCCUGCCCGACUUAGGACAGCGAGGAACAGUCCAGCCCCACAGCAAAGUGAUCUCAUUUGCUCUCCAGAGUCCGAACUCUGCAGAGGAGCUGCUCCUCUGGAGACCUGCUGCCUGAGUGCCGUGGAAUGGGCAAGACCAAAGCCUUCUAGGAGCUGCUGCUGCUUCGGGGGGAUUCUCACGUUCUUCGAGACAGUGCCCUGGGUUCUGGAAGAGAGCAAUGGCCAAGCGCACCUUCUCCAGCCUGGAGAUCUUCUUAAUUUUCCUCCUUUUGUUAAUGACGGCGAUCACAGUGGGCCUACUCAGUCUCCUCUUCAUCACCAGUGGGAUCUCAGAAGAAUAUAAAGGCCAAGGUUCUCUUACCACUCAGGGCCCUACGGUCUCUUCAACAGCCCAAGGUCUUCUAUCCACCCAAGAUCCUUCGGCCACCCAGGGCCCUAUAAACCCCCAAGCAUCUUCAACAACCCAAAGUCCUCCACCCAGUCAACAGCCUCCCGUCACCCAAGGUCUAACAACAACCACUCAAGGUCCUCCUCCAUUCCAGAACUUCAGUGGCUACCAUAUUGGUGUUGGGCGAGCUGACUGCACAGGACAAGUGGCAGACAUCCCCUUGAUGGGCUAUGCCAAGUCGGGCCAGACAGCUCAGGGGAUUCUCACCCGCCUCUACAGCAGGGCUUUUGUCCUGGCUGAGCCAGAUGCCUCCAAGCGAGUGGUGUUUGUCAGCAUCGACAUUGGUAUGGUGUCCCAGCGAGUCAGGCUCGAGGUGCUGAAGAGAUUGCAGAGUAAAUAUGGCGACCUGUACACCCAGGAGAACGUGGUCCUGAGCGGCACUCACACUCACUCGGGGCCCGCCGGCUAUUUCCAGUACACCAUCUUUGUGCUUUCCAGUGGAGGAUUUAGCAAAAGGACUUUUGAGUUCAUUGUGGAUGGCAUCGUGAAGAGCAUUGAUUUGGCACAUAGAAACAUGAAGCCAGGAAAGAUCUUUGUCAAUAAGGGAAAUGUGGAAGGCGUUCAGAUCAACCGGAGUCCUUAUUCUUACCUGCAGAAUCCACAAUCUGAAAGAGACAGGUAUUCUGCUAACACAGAUAAGGAAAUGAUGGUACUGAAGAUGGUGGAUCUGAAUGGAGAAGACCUAGGGCUGAUCAGCUGGUUCGCAGUACAUCCAGUAAGCAUGAACAACACUAACCACCUGGUCAAUAGUGACAAUGUUGGCUACGCCUCUUACAUGUUUGAGCAAGAGAAGAACAGAGGACAGCUGCCUGGCCAAGGGCCGUUUGUAGCUGCUUUUGCCUCAUCAAAUCUUGGGGAUGUGUCACCCAAUACCCUUGGACCUCACUGCAUCAACACUGGGGAGUCAUGUGACAACUUCAACAGCUUUUGUCCAAUUGGUGGGUCAGACAUGUGCAUGGCUGCGGGGCCUGGGAAGGAUAUGUUUGACAGUACCCGGAUCAUAGGAGACACCAUUUAUCAGAAAGCCAAGGAAUUGUACGAUGCAGCUUCCCAGGAGAUCACGGGCCCUCUAUCUGCAGCUCACCAGUGGGUCAACAUGACGGAUGUCACUGUGCAGCUCAAUUCCACACACACGGCAAAAACCUGUAAACCUGCCCUGGGCCACAGCUUUGCAGCUGGUACCAUUGAUGGUGUUGGAGGCCUCAAUUUUACACAAGGUGCAACUGAAGGAGACCCCUUUUGGGACAGCAUUCGUGACCAGCUCCUGGGAGAGCCAUCCAAUGAGACCAAGGAUUGUCAUAAACCGAAGCCCAUCCUUCUCAGUACAGGCGAGAUGUCAAAACCUCACUCCUGGCACCCUGAGAUUGUUGACGUCCAGAUCAUUACUCUUGGAUCCUUGGCAAUAGUUGCUAUUCCUGGAGAGCUGACGACAAUGUCUGGAAGGCGACUUCGGGAGGCUAUUCAAAAGGAAUUCGAAACUAGUGGGAGGCAGAACAUGAGUGUAGUGAUUGCAGGACUCUGCAAUGUUUAUACACAUUACAUUGCAACCUAUGAAGAGUACCAGGUUCAGCGCUAUGAGGCAGCAUCCACGAUUUAUGGUCCCCAUACUCUCUCUGCCUAUAUCCAGUUGUACAGAGGCCUCGCCAGGGCAAUCGCCACGGACACGGUUGCUAAUUUAAGCCGGGGGCCGGAGCCACCCUUUUUCAGCCAACUGAUGCUGCCCUUGACGUCCAAUCAAGUUGAUAAAACUCCAGGGAACAUGAUGUUUGGGGACGUGCUAGAGCCAGCCAAGCCGGAGUACCACGGGGGCGAGGUUGCCGAGGUCAUGUUUGUUGGUGCUAACCCGAAGAAUUCAGCCGAGAACCUGACAGAUCACACCUUCUUGACAGUUGAGAAAUACGAUAACACUUCAGCGGUGUGGCAGACAGUGCAUAAUGAUGCCUCAUGGGACACCAGGUUUUACUGGCACAAAGGAUCCUCUGGUCAGAGCAAUGUGACGAUUGAGUGGCACAUCGCGGACGCCACCCCGCCAGGCCUCUACAGGAUCCGCUACUUUGGGCAUAACCGGAAGCAGAACUUCCUGCAGCCGGCUGUGAUUCUUGCUUUCCAAGGGGCCUCAGCCCCUUUCUGGGUGGUGGGUCCCCAGUGAGGAGCUGAUAACCGACUGAAAGAGCCCUUCUCUUUGAUGUUCCUCAUGGAACUGGUGGAGGAUGGGGACAAACCACCACAUCGGCGUCUGCCACCUACCCCUUCACACCUGACACUUAGUGCUAACAGGCUGAACGUGGAUCUGCACACACGCCCCGGUGGGUGUUGGGGUGUGGGUCUGGGAAUCUUGCGAAGCUGUGGGAUGCACUGGGAGAAAGCCAUAAUCAUCCAGUCUCAUUACUGACUUCUGCUGAUGCCAUCCAGAAGAGCAAGUAAUUUCAGAGCAGAACCU
Molecule: messenger RNA, 3012 nt
Organism: Dromiciops gliroides (monito del monte)
Lineage: Eukaryota; Metazoa; Chordata; Mammalia; Microbiotheria; Microbiotheriidae
Gene: ASAH2
Product: N-acylsphingosine amidohydrolase 2
Exons: 22
Coding region: 343-2721 (792 amino acids)
Biological process (GO): sphingosine biosynthetic process; ceramide catabolic process; long-chain fatty acid biosynthetic process
Cellular component (GO): extracellular region
Molecular function (GO): N-acylsphingosine amidohydrolase activity
Source: RefSeq, a predicted model, not a curated record